Messenger RNA from Ornithodoros turicata, 2775 nucleotides. RefSeq lists its product as uncharacterized. The coding region runs from base 1 to 2775 and encodes 924 amino acids. Gene Ontology annotation, molecular function: nucleic acid binding. The transcript is spliced from 3 exons. Gene Ontology annotation, biological process: DNA integration. NCBI's taxonomy places the organism in Eukaryota, Metazoa, Arthropoda, Arachnida, Ixodida, Argasidae. The record is from RefSeq and is a predicted model, not a curated record.
AUGGUGCCUGACCUUGUCCGGCUUCUCUUGAGGUUCCGACUGCACAGAAUUGCCAUAACAGCGGACGUGCGGAAGGCACUCCUGCAGAUUGGCAUAAAGCAAGAGGACAGAGACUUUCUUCGUUUCCUAUGGUUUUCUACACCGCCAACCCCUGGCCACGAGAUGCCUCCUGUGGAAGAAUGGAGAAUGACUGCUGUACCUUUUGGGACGGCAGCGAGUCCGUUUCUGCUGGCGGCAACCCUCUCCCAUCAUCUCAGACUUAUGAAGGAGGAAUUCCCUGAGACUGCGACAGCGCUAGAGAGCUCCAUGUAUGUUGAUGACAUGACUACCGAAGCUGCAACAUUGGAGGAAGCGCUGCGCAUCUGUUCUGAAUCAACUGAUAUUUUCAAAAGGGCAGGGAUGGAGCUGGGCAAAUGGGCGUCUAGCUCUAAGGCACUAAACGAUGUGUUUGAGGAACAUACCGCAAAAAACGUGACCUGCGCACUGGGAACAAUGGCUGAAACAAACGUGCUUGGAGUCGUAUGGAACAAGGAAGACGACGUGUUCAAGUUCGACACUUCUGCCAUCGUUGAGUUCCUCACGUGUCGAAAGAACACGAAGCGAUUUUUGCUCCAAGCAACGGCUAGAAUAUUUGACCCUUUGGGAUUUCUCUCCCCAUUCGACUGUGAACUACCAGAUGAUCUCAGCUCAGAGUGGGACACGUGGUGCCAAGAUAUUCCGAAGCUGAGCCUGCUACAUACGCAGCGGUGUCUCAUUCCUAUCAGCGAGCAGACUCGGUACACUGUCCAGCUUCACGUUUUCACCGAUGCCAGUCCGCACGCGUAUGGAGCUGCUGUUUACCUGCGAGUGCGGACUGAGACUGGACAAGUGCACGUGAACCUCAUGCUUGCUAUGGCACGGGUAGCACCCAUCAAACGUCUCACGUUGCCACGACUUGAAUUAAAUGGGGCCCUGAUUGGAGCUAGGCUACUCAGCUACGCGGCAGGUAUUCUCCACGCGCCUGCGGCUGAAUAUCACAUAUGGACGGACUCCACAAUAGCGCUUAGCUGGAUCCGAUCGUCUGCGAACAGAUGGAAGCCAUUUGUGAGCAAUAGGGUUAGUGAAAUCCAAGGCAUCACCGAUCCAGCGAGGUGGAGACAUUGUCCCGGCCACUGCAAUCCGGCCGACUUGGUAACAAGAGGCAUCACAGCUGAAAUCUGUGUUUCGAGCUCGUUGUGGUGGAGUGGACCGGAAUGGCUGCAGCGAGAAGAGGUAUGCUGGCCGGAGCCUUACGUUCACACGGCCCCUGACGACACAGCACCGAACGUUGUCCAUGAAGAACGAGCGGAAGCGUCCUCACCACCACCCUAUCUUAUAUUGGGUGUUGCAGAUAUUGAAGGCCGUCUACUGCAACUUGAGCGCUUCAGCAGGCUAUCAAGGGUAUUGAGAGUGACCGCAUGGGUCAUGAGGUUUGUGGCGAAAUGCCGCCGAACUGAGGACACACCGACCGGACCACUCACCACCGAAGAAAUAAGAGCAGCGGAGACGUACUGGAUACGUCGCACGCAAGAUGAACACUACCAACCGGAAAUUCACGCACUCUGUAAGCAGCGCUCAGUUAGUCCUGAAUCAGAGCUGUUCCAGAUCAACCCCUUCCUCGACGACCGGGGAAUGUUGCGAGUGACAGGACGACUCCAACAAGGACAGUUGGAACCAGCAGUUCGGCACCCCAUCAUUCUACCUCCACGACAUGGCUUCACGGAGCUCGUGAUUCAGAGCGCACACUGUCGCAUUUUGCACGGAGGAGUGUUGGAAACUAUGACUGAGCUAAGAGAGAUGUAUUGGAUACCUAGGUGCCGACAAGUUGUGAAACAGAUAGUAAGGAGAUGUACAGUCUGCUGCAGAUACAAACUGAAGCCAGCGACGGCUCCCACGGCUCCUUUACCCGGUGAGCGAAUCACACGCACACAUCCCUUUGCCGUCGUGGGCAUUGAUUUCGCGGGACCUUUGUAUGUGAAGACAGCCGUCGGAGACGCAAAGAGCUAUAUCGCUUUAUUUACAUGUGCGGUAACUCGGGCUGUUCACCUUGAAAUUGUAUCCAGUUUAUCGACGACGAACUUUCUAUUGGCGUUCCGGCGUUUUGCGUCCCGAAGGGGCCUGCCAGAACUGAUCUACUCGGACAAUGCUUUGACUUUUCGACGAGCGGCUAAGGACAUCAGAGGUCUAUGGGAGCAUAUAAACAGCGCCGCAGUCAGAGACUUCUGCUCCACCCACAACAUCAGGUGGAGGUUCAUCGUUGAACGCGCCGCCUGGUGGGGCGGAUUUUGGGAAAGGAUGGUACGGACGGUAAAGGGUUGCCUUCGAAAGACACUGGGAAAGGCCCGGCUUGGAUACGAAGAACUAGAAACCGUCCUCCAUGAAGUGGAAGCCGCGGUCAACUCGCGACCACUGACCACCCUAACGUCUGACAUUGACGAGAUGGAGCCGCUCACACCGGCUCAUUUCCUUAUCGGAAGGAGGAUGACAGCGCUGCCACCCUUAACAUACCGCACAUCACCAGCCGCGAACGCAAAAGAUUUGACCCGCCGACUAGCACACCGACAGCAAAUUAUUCGGAGGGCCUACGGAGCAAGUUUUGUUGCUCCGCCUAGCGUAAGUCUGUUCGACAGGCAGAUUGGGAACACUUCUGCAGUCUCCGAAUGGGAGCUUCUGAGCGGCAUUCGAGCCAAGGUCGCUCCAGGGAGCAACCCAGACUGCUCCGCCAAAAUAGGCAGAUUCAACCGGAACUCUUUGUGA